AUGGCGGAUGAGAGCUCCAGGACGUUGCAGUUGUUCGUGAGGCUACUCGAUGGAAAAUCGACAACCAUAAAUUUCGCUUCUCCGUCAGCUUAUGGCCAUGAGAUCAAGCAUCGAAUCUUCGAGAAGACGAGGAUCCCGACGCAUCUACAGCGUCUGAUAUGCGGAGGUUAUCAGAUCUCCGACGGUGCCGCGGUUUCGAUUCCUGAAUCGACCGUGAAUCUAGUUCUCUCUCUCCGUGGAGGCAAAGGAGGGUUCGGAUCGCUGCUUCGUGGCGCGGCGACUCAGGCUGGGGCGAAGAAGACGAACAACUUCGAUGCGUGUAGGGAUAUGAGUGGACGAAGACUGAGACAUGUGAAUGCGGAGAAGAGAUUAGAGGAGUGGAAGGCGGGAGAAGAGGAGAGGAAGCUGGAGAGAGUGGCGCAAGAGUUUCUGAAGAAGCAAGCGACGAAAGUGAAACAAGGAGCUGGAAAUGGAGCGACGCAGAAGUACGUGAACAAGUAUAGGGAAGAUUCUGAUAAGUGUAUCGUGGCCGUGGAGCUCGCCUUGAAAGAAUCUUUCCAAAACGGAAAGAGGAAAGGGAAGAUGAUCGCUGAAUCUGAAAAGUCGAAACGACUGAAAAUAUGGAAGGGGAAGAGAGCAAUUGUAGAUAGUGACAGUGAUGAUGAGAGCAGUGACGACGAAGAGGAUGAGAAAUCUGUUGUUCUAGACAACGGAAUCCAAGUUAAUGUAAGCUCUGGCACUGUGAUGAAUGAAACACAAAAUGGAUGUUCAUCUAGUAAAGCUUUGUCUGGAAGCUGUUCGGAGGAAGAGAAAGACAUCACUAUUGUGCAUGAAAGCUCAGAAAUACCAAUUACAGAGGAUACUAGUGAGGCAAUAGUGAAUCAAACCGAAAAGAAGGAGGCUUUAAGGGGAGAAGAAGGCAAGAAUAUUGUUUCAGUAAACAAUGAAGAUGUUAAAGAGAGUAGUGAUUCUACCACAACGACAGACUUUCCCGUCGAAGCAGACUCUGCUAAUGUUGGUUCUGGCAAAUCUUAUGAGCCGCUUAACUUUGAAAACUUCAGUUCAGCAUCGGACAUGGAGGUUCUUGGGAUGGAGAGAUUGAAAAAGGAGCUUGAAUCCAAGGGAAUGAAAUGUGGAGGAACGUUGAAAGAGAGAGCAGAAAGACUGUUCUUGCUCAAAUCAACACCAUUGGACAAGAUCCCCAAGAAGUUAAUGGCGGCUAAGAAAUGA
This is a messenger RNA of Microthlaspi erraticum, 1230 nucleotides long. The record is from the annotation of a GenBank genome assembly. Lineage: Eukaryota; Viridiplantae; Streptophyta; Magnoliopsida; Brassicales; Brassicaceae.